GUGUUUUUCACUCAAUUCAAAAUGGCGGAAAAUCUAGUUAGGCUUAUUUGCAUACCAUGAUUGACCUUUUUGUAGAGCAUGCCGAAGAGGACAUGUGUGCCAACUUUCAUGUUGAUCGGACAUCGGGGGUAAACUGGCCGUGUGGUCUUUUUUACAUUUCUAGAGGGCGCUAUAGAGACAUUUUAUACACAAACGUGAGACCCAAAUAUUAUCACAUUUUUUUACAGUCCAGAUAUCCAUGCAACAACUUAUUGAAUAAGGCCCCAAAAAGGCCCGCGGUUUGUGAGAAUAAUAAUAAUAAUAAUUCCUUAAAAUACAAUAGGUUCCUCUACGACUAGUCGUAGCGAGGACCCUAAAAAGUAAUAGUUUAAUCAAUCAGUUCAUGAUUUCUGCAGGAAACGUUUGAGUCACAGGAGCUGCUGGGCUGUGAUUGGAGGAGAGAGGCGCGUUCACCGCAGGAAUGCAGCGCUCAGGUGGAGGGAGGGAGAGAGAGAGAGAGACGUGCACACAUCCCGUGCACGGUGCAGGACUCGCAGUGCGCUCCCGGUGGCUCUUUAUUUCCGCGGCACGGUGCGCUGAUUGGAGCCGUUUGUGCUGAGUGGAAUCCGGCCACAAAGAGAAGAGAAGCAACACCUUCUGGAGCUCCAACUUACCUGCUGAACAAUGACCGAGAAGGUCUCAAGCUGCACACUCUCACCUUUGGAAUAAUGUGAAGCUGCUGUUCUUCUGGUUUAGUUUCUUUGCACCUGGAGGUUCAGCAGAAGACGCGCUUGUUCUUCCCGAAAGACAAACCUUGACGUGAUGUGUUUUGGGAACUGAGUGACAGCUUUUUGGAAGAGCUCUGCAGCCGAAGAUCCCAACGUUCUACCAAACGAGUUGAAGACCAGAGUAGCAGGAGAAGCUCCGCGGGAGAGCGGCUCCAUGGAGCGCGCGUCGCAGCGCGCAGCCGGGAUGCGCCGCGCGUCUGUGCCGCGACGUUUCGCCCCGUGACGCGGGAUCCAAACGGCACCUGAAUGCAACAUACCUGACCCCCCAGGAUCCACCAUGUCCUCCACACCACUGACGAGGAAGCUGACUCUGUGCCGGGCCCUGACCUUCGUCCUGCUGCUGCUGGCCCCCGUCUCCCCGUCGCCCCCCCCGCAGGGCGUGAGUACCCGGCGUCCCUCCGGCGAGGCCCCGCGCGCCCGGCGGCAGCCGCUCUUCCGGAACGAGUGGGCGGCGUGGAGCGGCUGGUCCGUGUGCUCGCGCAGCUGCGGGAGCGGCGCCUCGGUGAGGACGCGCACCUGCUUCACCAGGAACCCGGCGGGGGGGCCGUGCUCAGGAGAUCCCAGACAGUACAAGAUCUGCAACACCAAGGAGUGCCCCCCCAGCUCGGAGGAUUUCAGAGAGAUGCAGUGUGCUGCCUUCAAUGACAGGCCGCUGGUGGCUGGAAACUCCUUCCAAUGGACCACGUUUCAUGGAGGCUCCAACCCCUGUGAGCUGAGCUGCUUGGCGUUGGGUCACAACUUCUACUACAACUUUGGCCGCGUGCUCGAUGGCACGGCGUGCGGCACGGAGCCCGGAGCGCUGUGUGUCAGCGGCCGCUGCCUGAAGCCCGGCUGUGACUCCAUCCUGGGCUCAGAGCAGCAGGAGGACGCCUGCAUGGUGUGUGGAGGACUAAACACCACCUGCCUGCACCACAGGAGCGUGUACCAGAGCAGCCGUCUGGAGGCAGGCGGACCUUUUGGGUACAACGAAGUGGCCAUGAUUCCAGCUGGAGCCACUCACAUCCGAGUCACCGAUAACAGCAGGAACUAUCUGGCCCUCCAGAACGGUCGCUCCCAGUUCGUGAUCAACGGUAAUUGGAAGAUCAACAUUCCCGGCGAGUACAAUGUUGCCGGGACGAAGCUGCUCUACCGGCGCUCGGCAGACACCUGGGAGAGCUUCGAGGUACCAGGACCGACCCAGGAAGACCUCCAUCUAAUGGUGCUGGCGACAGACAGGAACCCGGGCAUCGAGUACGAGUACUGGCUUCCGCCAGGCAAAUACGCCCUGCACCACGGGAGGAGUCCACUGCGAGAAGCUCAGCACUCCGCCAACUACCUCCCCUGGGAUCACCCCACCCCCACCACCCCCACCAGCACCAGCAGGCCUCCUCCUGUCAUCACCAGACCCCACUGGUAUUUAAGGCCUUUGAAGCCGCCACACCAACCCCCCCACCACAACCGCCCCCACCAGCCCAUCCUGCCUCGCCUGGAGCGGGAGGAGAACCACAGGAACCUCCUGCCCCAGCCUCCCCCUAGAAGGCAUUGUGGGAAGUGUCGGCGGGUCAAAGGUCGAGGGGAACGCCAGAGACAGUAUUGCCAGAAGGACUUUGUUUUUCGGGGCAGAGUCCUCGGGAAGCUGUACCUCGGCGAGGAGACGCGCUACGACGUCCAGAUCCUCCACACCUACCGCAACGGCUUCCGCCUGGAGCACCGCGAGUUCCUGUGGGUGCCCAACGUGUGCGACUGCCCCCCCCUGGAGGAGGGCCGGCAGUACGUGCUGAUGGUCCGCCGCCACAUCAACCACGAGCGCACGCUCAACCGCAUCCUGCUGGAGGAGGACAGCUACGCCGCGCCGUACCGACCCCGAGAGGACGCGCUGCUGAGGCCGCUGCACCGACUCUGCAGCAACGCAGGACGCCACGAGGCCACGGGAUGAGUGUGUGUGUGUGUGUGUGUGUGUGUGUGUGUGUGUGUGUGUGUGUGUGUGUGUGUGUGUGUGUGUGUGUGAGAGAUUCGCUCCCAGAGCUUCAUUUCUGGACCUUUCAGAAUCCUCCCUGGACUCCCGUUGGUUUCGUCCUCUUAUUUAAAAGCCGCUUCCUGUUUCAUGUCGAGCACUUUCGGUGGUGCUUCCACCUUUAAACACAAACCAAAGAGAAGAACAUUUACUGAAAUGGCCUUUUUGUAAUUGCUGUUUUUCCACAGCUGUCAUUUUUAAUUUUCCUUUUUUUUAUAUUACUGUAAAAUGUAUUAUUAUUAUAUUAUUUGUGUGUAAACUCUUUUGCUAAAAAACAGCUGAUUGAAAAGUGUCUAAUUCGAAUGACUAUGAGCAACAUUUAAAACAUUUAAAUGGAAACACGGGUAUCUGUAGCUUUGGAAUAUUCAGAAUAUUUAAACCUGCAGAACUUCCAGCUGCACGAAGUAAAAAAGAUUCUUACUAAUUCUAACAAUUUAGAAAUGAAAUUUGAACCAAGUCUUCCUGAGACUGUUAUUGUUUGUUGUGCAUUUUGCAACAUGCAACCUUUUCUUUUAGGUCACAAUAUAUUUAUGCAUAAAAAACAUAAGCUUAAACCACAACUCAUUAACUUGUGUGUCACUUGUUUAACGGUAUUUUUGUUUGAUUGUGUGUUAAAUCGGGUCUGCUUUGUGAUGAGAAAGAGAUUAUGAAAUAUACAGUAUUUUAUUGCAUGGCACUGAUUAGUAUACUAAAGUAUAAUUUAACUAUAUUUGUUUUGACAAAACGUA
Molecule: messenger RNA, 3488 nt
Organism: Pungitius pungitius (ninespine stickleback)
Lineage: Eukaryota; Metazoa; Chordata; Actinopteri; Perciformes; Gasterosteidae
Gene: adamtsl5
Product: ADAMTS like 5
Exons: 13
Coding region: 1045-2682 (545 amino acids)
Biological process (GO): extracellular matrix organization; proteolysis
Cellular component (GO): extracellular matrix
Molecular function (GO): metalloendopeptidase activity; protein binding
Source: RefSeq, a predicted model, not a curated record